Molecule: messenger RNA, 951 nt
Organism: Nerophis ophidion (straightnose pipefish)
Lineage: Eukaryota; Metazoa; Chordata; Actinopteri; Syngnathiformes; Syngnathidae
Gene: rprma
Product: reprimo, TP53 dependent G2 arrest mediator candidate a
Exons: 1
Coding region: 178-486 (102 amino acids)
Source: RefSeq, a predicted model, not a curated record
GGACCGGGAGUCUCUCCCUCUCCUGGUCCAUUGUGUUCCCAGACUGCCAGGAGGACACAAGGAGAUGCAGGAGACCAUCGGGGUCAACUUCUUCCACUCUUCGCCUCCUCUUGAUGACAGUCGGUGCGCCUCGGGACCUGCCACUUAACAUCCCCCUCCAAAAAGAACAAAGUGGAGAUGAACACCACCGGGUUCAACCACACGGACGGGACCUUGUUCAACCGGACGGAGGGGAUGCUGUGCUGCAACCUGUCCUCGGUGGUGACGGACGAAGGCUUGGUGGCAGCAUCACCGGAUGAGAGGAGCCUCUUCAUCAUGAGGGUGGUCCAGAUCGCCGUCAUGUGCGUGCUGUCCCUCACCGUGGUCUUCGGCAUCUUCUUCUUGGGAUGCAACCUCCUCAUCAAGUCUGAGGGCAUGAUCAACUUCUUGGUGACGGACAGGAGACCCUCCAAAGAGGCCGAGGCGGUGAUUGUUGGAGCCUACUGAGCUGCAGGGGGUCCUCUACUUCUUCUUCUUCUUCUUCUUUUUUAAAAUGCCAACAGGGUCUGUUGGUUUCUACAGUAUUGAUUGACAGUUGUGACGUCACUAGUUUGUGUUGUCGUCAUUUGAGAUGUCGUUGGCAAAGCGGUCAUGUAAAUAUGUGCCGUGUGUGAUUUUUUUGCAUACACUCUUCACACCUGGCCAUUAAGAAGCCAACACGCUUUGCACAAUUGGAGUUAAUUGACCCUGUGAUUAAAGAUUGCCCUCCUAAUUGUGAUCUAUGUUUGUAUAUGAAAUAAGCAUGUUUGCUCAUUCUGUCAACCAGAUUCAAGGGGAAAGAAGUAAAACUCUAUAUCUGUUUUGUUUUUCAUUAUGCACAAGAAUUUGAGAAAGCAUUUGAAAAAGGAGGGUUUUUUUGUUGUCUUUUAUAGAUCAAGACUUCUAUUUAAUAAAAAAUUGCAGAUUUCAUAA